Histoplasma mississippiense is the source of this 975-nucleotide messenger RNA. Its product is annotated as ATP phosphoribosyltransferase. The record is from RefSeq and is a predicted model, not a curated record. Gene Ontology annotation, biological process: L-histidine biosynthetic process. Gene Ontology annotation, cellular component: cytoplasm. Gene Ontology annotation, molecular function: magnesium ion binding; ATP phosphoribosyltransferase activity. Bases 1 to 975 code for a protein of 324 amino acids. The transcript is spliced from 5 exons. NCBI's taxonomy places the organism in Eukaryota, Fungi, Ascomycota, Eurotiomycetes, Onygenales, Ajellomycetaceae.
AUGGAUCUUGUCAAUCACCUAGAAGGACGGUUACUAUUCGCGAUUCCCAAAAGCAAGUCAAUCCUCGAGAAUAUAAUAUCCCCCCUCCUCCAUCUGCACCAAUUCGGCUACUUCAAAAAGGGGCGCCUCCAACAAGCAGCCAUUGACCUUUUGGCGGGCUCUGAUAUCCAAUUCCGCCGCGAAACCCGCCUCGACAUCGCCCUAGUAAAAAACCUUCCAAUAGCCCUAAUUUUCCUCCCCGCAGCUGAUAUACCCACCUUUGUUGGCGAAGGCGGUGUCGAUCUAGGAAUCACUGGUCGCGACCAAGUGGCCGAACACGACUCCAAUCUCCUGCCAGGUGAGGUAUCAGGUUUGGAGGAGAUCCUCGAUCUGGGAUUUGGCGGGUGUAAAUUACAAAUCCAGGUCCCCGAGAAGGGAUCAAUUACGGACCCGAAGGAAUUGAUUGGGAAGAACGUUGUCACGAGCUUUACCGGUCUGACACAAUUAUAUUUUACGACUUUAGAGGGGAAGGAGAAGCCCUCCACGAAGAUUAAGUACGUUGGUGGAAGUGUAGAAGCUGCAUGCGCACUGGGGGUUGCAGAUGGGAUUGUGGAUUUAGUCGAAUCCGGCGAAACUAUGAAAGCUGCAGGCUUGAAGCCCAUCGGCACAGUCGUCGAAAGUACUGCCGUCCUAGUCAAAUCCCGGAACACAAAGAAUGAACUCGUAAACCUCAUCGAAUCCAGAAUACGUGGUGUCAUCACUGCCAAAAAAUACGUCCUUUGCCAAUAUAACGUUCCGCGGUCCCUGUUACAAGCUGCAUGCGAAAUUACUCCUGGUAAGCGUGCACCAACAGUAACCCCCAUCGAUGAUGCUGGCUGGGUUGCAGUGAGCUCUAUGGUGGAGAAGAAAUCCAUCGCCACCGUCAUGGAUAGGCUGACCGCUGUUGGUGCGACGGAUAUAUUGGUAUUGAGUAUUUCUAACUCGAGGACCAGAUGA